GGGGGGGGAGUAGAGGGAGAGACAAAAACAGCAGCAACAAGAAUUCCCAAAACAACAACAGUGACAAACAGAACAGUUAAAUGUCAAUGAUGGCUAAGGGUCACACUGAAGAUGAUAUCAGUGAAAUGAAACAGUCCAACUUACCAGUAGCAAUAGUAACAAUGGGAACAUGACCCAUGAUAGUAAACACAAUUGCAACCAUACAGUUACAGUAAUUAAAAUCUCAUUGCUUGACAUCAUUAUUACUGUAAUAAUAGCAUACCAAUACUAUAUAAACAUCAGGGAUAAGAGAGUAGAUUGUAUAGAGAAGCACCCAUGUGCUGUGAGUGCCCAUAUGGAGGUGUGUUGUGUAUGUGAAUGCGAGUGUGUGAAUGUGUAAUUGUCACUGAGAAUGACAAAAGGAGAGAGACUGCCUUCUACCACCCAGCAAACCCCGCCCCGCGCAGCCAGGUCAAGCCCCCACCGCCAGAGAUCCUCCGGCCCCGUGGGUGUGGGCAAAGCCAGGGCCGACUCCCCAAGACCCGCCCCCGAAGCAACCCCCCGAAGAGACCAGCAAGAGGCCAUGGAGGAGCAAUCCCAACCGGCAACAGGGCGCCAGCAGGCCGGAGGAGAGCCGCACCCCCGAGACCAGCGGGAGACCAUACCCUACUAGGGCAGAAGGGCAUCGAAGGCCACACACCCGUGGGCACAGGGGCGCCCCCGCCGGCCGGAAGGGAGCCCGUCCACGGCCGGAGGCACCGCCUCCCGCCCCCCACACACCCCCAGGAAGCAGAACCCGGCCCGCCCCAGGUAACCCCAGGCCCGACCACCGACAUAGGACCGCCCCGGCCAGGACAGAAGAGGCCCGGGCACACUGCCCCAUGGAGGACCGGGCGGUUGAGAUGGAACACCCUACGCCAGACCCCCGCAGAGCCCCCCCCCCGUAUAUCUACAUGGCCAUAUACCCACAUACACAUCCACACAUAUACAUAUAUAUAUACAUAUAUAUAUAAUUAUAAUAAAACUAAUCAUUAAUUAUCUAAGUAUUUAAAACAAUAAAUACAUAAAAUAAACUCAGACACAUGCACACCCCAUCCACUCAAUACACACACAUGCUGUGGACGUCCCCGGGUGGGGCGUCCGGGGCAUCACAGGGUGGGGGACCCAGGGGUCCCAGACCCACAACCAGGCCCCGAGCCCAGGGAGGUACGGACCGCCAAGGCAUAGCACCCCCAGACUCCCCUCGACCACGGCAUCAGGGCUACUGCAAUGUGGCAGACAAAGGAGCGGGCGAGGGGAGGAGGCCCGCACAUGAGCAAGCGGAGGGGGCGAGCAGGCGAGUGGUGAGGCGCUCCACUGCGCCGGCCGACAUCCACCGGGCAGCUCACCCCCGUGAGGGAGAGCCAUAGCUCCAAGUCACGGGGAGGCCACGCACCAGAGCCGAGGAGUUAAGACCAGCGCAAGGCCCCCGAAGGACCCCACCAUCCACCGGGAGGGCCAGCCCCCCCCCGCCCCCAGAACCAGCAGCGCUCCGCCCACGUACCGGAGAACCAUCCCCGACGAGCCCUAAGGCAAGACUGGGGAUGGGCAAAGACAGGGACAGCGAUGCGGCAGAGCAUAGGACCAGUGGGAGCAGACACCCAAACGCCCGAAAGAGCACCGCCCCCCCAGCAGGCCCCACCCCGAGGAGCAUGCUCCCCAUCCCCACACGCCACCCCGGCCCCCGUACCCACGAGCAGGAUCAGGUCCCCCCCCCAACACACAGCCCGGUCCCCGCAGCAGCCACCACAGCGCAACAACCCCAAGCCACCACCGUAGACUUCAGGCCACCAGCAGCGCAGACCCCACUGCCUGGAGGCCGGUGAACGCCCCCCCAAGGGCACGUUGGCGCCCGCGACCCAAGACAGAUCCAGGGAGGUAGCGCCAACCAUGACACCAGGGCAAGCCCCGGCGUCAGCUGGUUCCGGCGGGACCCCCAGGAAGGCCAGGCAGACCAGACCAAAAUAUCCUGCAGCCCAGGGCACCCCGAGCGAGCCGCCAAGCCCCAGCAGCCAGCGGGCCAAUCGCGGGGGUAGGUAGUAGGCUCUCCGGUCCAGCCCGCUACACCUGUGUGUGUGAAGAUGGUAUUGUGUAGAUAGUGCAAUUAAAAAUAGGCCUGUCCCAUAGGGCUGACCUAUGUGUGUGGUGUAUGUGUAUGUGUGUGUGUGUGUGUGGAAGGAAGCUGAGCAAUGGUGGGUCCCCUGCCUGCCCAGACCCCCCCCCAGAACUGAGUGUCUAAGGUGCGGUUAAAAUUGAAGGGUGACCAGCCAGAGGAAUGCCGAGGACAAAAGGGCAUCCGCAAGGAAACCCUUCGCCCCCGGCAAAACCCGUUGCAGGCCACCCCCCAAAGUCCUACAUGUAUGUGAGGUGGUGCAGUGCAGCAGGGAGGAUCGGGGCCCCACACACGCCCACCCCGCACUACCGGCCAACCGAGCCGGGCAAGCCAGCCGCCCGGAGCAAGCCCUGGGCCACAGGACCAACCACGGUCCCCACCCAGCCCAUCGUGGCGGCCAGUCCGGCCUGCCAGCUCCCCCCCGGAGGGCCCCACCAGAGAUUGAGCCAGCUAUGCCACCCCCGGACCACCAGGAGCCGCGGACAAACCACACGCCCCGAGGCUGCUCCUGCAACCACCAGAACAGCAGGAACCGCGCCCCGGCAGCACAUCCGUCACCAUGGCAGCCCAGGGAGUGACACCACAGAGACCGCAGGAGAACCGGGACCCGCAUGGGGAAGAGCCCAACCCCACCCCCCGGGCCCGUGAGCCAAGAGUGCCAGGGCGGGACAGAGAAACACACACCAGGCAGCAGAGCCCACCAGGCAGACGAUACCCCAACAGCCGCAAAAAGUGAAUGCCCCCCCCAGUCCCACCCUCCACCACAGCGCCGACCCGUCUCCACCACAUCUCCCAUCCACCCACGGACCCGCCAAGUAGGACACCCCGGAGGCGGGAAGACCGCCACCAGACCGGAGACAGAAGGGGCCAACCAGACACCGGCAAAUAGCAGGGGCCGCCCGUGAGCCACCGGCCAGCCCCACCCCCCAACCCUUGGUCGAGGCCCCCCCACGACCCAGAGCCCACCACCCCGCCCCCCAAGCAAGCCCCCCGCUAAUCCCGGCCCACGCCGCGCAGAGCACCACCCCCACCGCUAUCCGCCCCGCUACCCACGCACCCACAGCCAGCCCCCCACCCGCCCGCCCCACAUCCACCACAUCCCAGCCAUCCCUCCACCGAAGGGAGGGAAGCAGGUAAUGCCCCACCCCAGCACCGCACCUCCCCACCCAGAGCCCAAGCUGCACAAACGAGACCCCCCCUCCCGUAUGAGCUUACCAGGCGCCCCACCCGGGGCCAUACACCUACCAUACACAAAAAUUAAAAUUGAGAAUAAAAAUAAUAAAAAUAAAAAAUAAAUACAUAAAUAAAUAAAUAAAAAUAAAGUAAAGUAAUUGAUAAUAAUAAUAAUAAUAAUAGUAACCAUAAUAAUAAUAGUAGUAAUAAUAAUAAUAAUAACAAUAAUAAUAAUAAUAACAAUAAUAGUAAUAACAAUAAUAGUAAUAAUAAUAAUAUUUAUUGAUAGUUAUGUAUGUAUAAUAAUGAUACUACUAUUGAUACUUAAUAUAUAAUAAUUUAUAUAAAAUAUAUUUUCUAAUAAUUUAGAUCUUUUAACUAUUUUAGAUAUGAUAAUAAUAAAUAUAUACAUGCAUACCUACACACACACAUAUAUAGCCAUGUACAUACCUAAGAGGGAAGGCUCUGCAAGGGCAGCGGGGUAUAACCACCCGUGCCCACACCAAGGGCAGGGCCAAAGCCUCCCAUGCCCACACCCGACGGUCCCACACAGUAGCCAGGCCAGAGCACCCAGGGCAAACCCGGCCCACCCCCAGGGGCGAGGGAGGCCGCGGAGGAACCAGCGCCACCGGACGCACACAGGCCCCCCCCAGCAGCAGCAGGCGCCCACCACCCACAGCAUGCGGCUCCCCGUCUACCCACCACCCCGAGGGACGGCCUGCACCACCCCCGGGACGACCACCACCACCCCACCCACGCCCCAUCCCCAGAUCCGGACAGCCCCCCACCAACCCCCACCUGAACCUCCAGGGGGUCAGCCCAGCAGGAAGGGACAGAGAUACACGGUACCCACCCGCUCACCCCCCAGACGCCAGGGCAACCCGGCGACCAAGACCAUGCCCCAAGCCAGAGGAACGAGACCGCCAGGGGCAGAGACAGGCACACUCAGCCCUUCGAGAAUUACCAAAAGAGAUUAAUUUAAGAGAUUAAUUAUUGGAGCCCAUAUAGAUUGAAAUUCUGACAGUUGUUCUUUGGAUUCAGCAGACAUUCUCUCAAUUGCUAUAUGAUCUAACAGAAGAUUUUUGUAAGAGGCUAUGUUCAGUUUUUUUUUGGAUUUCCAAUUGAUAAGAAUGGUUUUCUUGGCAAUGCUUAACGCUGUGAUGAGGAGUUGUGUGUGAUUUGUUUCUACGUUGACUGUAGAAAGAUCACCCAACAAGCAUAAUACAGGUGAGGAAGGAAUAGAGGUCCCAAGUGCCAAAGAAAGGUCCUCGCACACUGCUUGCCAGAAAUUACUAAUGGGGGGACAUGCCCACAUGGAGUGUAAAUAAUCAUCUACUACAUGAUCUGGGCAGUAUACACAGAUGUUGGAGUCGGUUAGACCCAUUUUAAACAUUCUCUGCCCUGUGUAGUGUACUCUAUGAAUGGUUUUGAACUGAACCAACUGUAGGUUGGGAUUUUUUAUUAAACGGAACGAAUUAAGGCAUAUUUGCUUCCAGAACUCAGGGUCACAGCUUGUAGAUAAAUCUAGGUUCCAUUUGGAGACUGGAACCCCAACGGUGUUGUCACACUUUGACAAGAGAAUGUACAACUUGGAUAAUGUUUGGGGAGCGGAUAUGUUUAAGAAUUGGUCAAUGGUGGGAUAGCUUUCCCAAGAUAUGUUACGAAACCUAGCUCUAAUUAUGGAUUUAAUUUGUGAGUAUUCAAGAAAUGUAUUCUGGCUUAACCCAUACUGUGUAACAAGGUAAGUGAAUGACACAAACUUUCCCCCCCUUAUGAUAUUUUCCAAGCAACUUAUUCCUUUGUCAUGCCAUGUUGUAAAAUCCAAGGUUUUUUUUUUAAGCAAUAUAUCAGGGUUAUUCCAGAUCGGAGUGUACUGGCAAGGAUUGAGCGAGGACCUGGUUAUUUUUAAAAAUUCCCACCAAGCUGUCAGAGUGGUUUUAAUAUUUAUGCUUUUAAAACAAUCGUGUUUCCUAAGGAUUUGACUUAUGAAAGGUAAGUUAAAGAUGGGGAUUUCUUGGCUAAAUGAAAUCAGAAUUUAUCUGAAGCGUUUCGGAAAACCAUUUGGGCGUCACUAACUAAUAAGUAACUCCUAAGUAGCCAAGGGCGGCUGCAACAAAUGGUUGUAUUCGUAGUCAAUUGAUCUGAAGCUUGUUUGGAUUAAUCGAGCAAUCGUGCGGCCUGUUAAUUGGCCUCGGCAUCUUCUUAAAAUAUAAUUAGAAAGAAAAACUGCAAAAAAUAAAAAAAAAUAAAAAAUCAGCAGUAAUUUUUAUAUACAGAAUACAGUAAAAAUAUAAACAGUAAAAAGUUGUAAUCUAAAGAAAAUAACAGAAUAUUAUGAGGAAAAAGGGUGCGGCCUGUUAAUUGGCCCCGGCAUCUUCUAAAAAUAUAAUUAGAAAGAAAAACUGCAAAAUUAAAAAAAAAAAAAUCUGCAGUAAUUUUUAUAUACAGAGUACAGUAAAAAUAUAAACAGUAAAAAGUUGGAAUCUAAAGAAAAUAAUAGUCAUUUUUUGCUCCCAUAGACUAUGGGAAUAAAGUCAUAAUUAUGAGAAAUUAAUUUACAAAAAUAUAAAUUAUAUUUAUAAUUUUAUAAUAUAUAUUUUAUUUAUUUCCAAAUAUUUAAAUAUUUGGAAAUAAAUAAAAUUAAAAAACAUCAAAAUUUAUAACAGUCAAAAUAUUAAGAGAAAAUGACUUAUUCAAUAUUAAAAUUGUAAUAUUGAAGCAUUAAAAGUCAUAUCCUAACGAGUGAAAAAAAAAGUUGCAAUUUUACCAGAAUCAACUUGCAAUGUAUGAUAAACAAUGUCAUUUUAGGGUUAUAUAUAUUUUUUUUAAAAUGGCAUUUUAAAAAAAGUUAUUUUAAGUGAAGUCCAAAUAUUAUGGGAAUAAAGUCGUAAUUAUGAGAAGAUGAGAAAAUGUAGAAAGUUGGAAUUAAAUUAGUUAAAGGUCACAAUUUUAGGAGAAUUCCAGAGGUUUAGAACCAAAAUUCCUCAUAUAUAAAAAAGAAAAUAAUAAUAAUAAUAAAUGUCUGCUCGGGGGAGACACAUUCAUGUACAGACUUAGUCUGUCAGGAAGGCAAGCACAGGUCAGGAAUGUCAUGCAGGAAGUGGUCUAGAUUUAGACUUCCUGUUCGUUCCAUAGCUCUCCUGGGCGGGGGCGCUGCAGGGCCUCGUGGCGUUUAAGGUGUAGACAAAAACACGGAUAGGGCAGCACUUUCCUAAACACAAAUACUGCUUUCAUGUUUUCCCAGUUCAAGUUUUUAGGACGUGCAAAGUCAGACGUGUCAACUUCACCAGAUGAUUUUUAUUCAGUGGGGAGGAUGGCUGCAGUCUUGCAGGCUCGGCAUCGAUCCUUUGUGGUGAAGAGGGAGGCAAAGCUCUCCAUUUACACGUCUACGUUCCUACCCUCAGCUUUGGGUUGUACACAAGCAGCCGAAAUGAGACUAUGUCUCUCCACUGGCCUGGGAAUGCUGGUUUCAAAGAUGAUGUAAUGAGUAGGAUGCUCAGAAGAACGUUGGGGGAAUGGAAAGGUACAUUUUUAUUGUUGCUAAAUAUGCUAAUAUGCUAAAUAGUACGUCUUUGCUGCUGCGGCACAUUCUAGGAAUAGUUUAAUAAGGAAAGUAAAAAAAAAAUGACAUAGAAAUAUAUGCGGUAAUUUUUUAAAAAUAAAGUCAAAAUAUUAGGAGAAAAAUGUUUCAAUCGAACAACAAAAAAAUUAUUUUACCUGAAUGUUAUGAAGAAAAAUAAUCUAAUUUUACAAGUAAAAAUAUUACAUUUUUAUUUUUUUUUAAUUAUACUAUUAUGAGAAAAACAGAAUGAAAUAGUAAUUUAUGGAAAAUUAGGUUGCGGAAAACCCACAAUAACGUUAUUAAUAUUAUUGGAUGUACAGAAAAAAAAUGUGAAAUAUUUGUACAAUUAUAUCCAGCUGAAAUGGCAAAAAAACAGCUGUAAUAUUAUCAUAAAGUUAUGAAUAUAUUAUAAUGUAUACAUGACCUAUUAUAAUAUAUUAUAAAUAAAAUUAAUAUAAAUAAUUAACAUAAAUAAAUUAAUAUAUAUAUGUUAUUAUAAUAUAAUUAAUAUAUCAUAAAGUCAAAAUAUUAAGAGGAAAAAGUCACAAUUUUACAAAAAAUAAACUUACUAUUGUGAGGAAAAAUAGUGUCUUUUCCAUAAAAGAAAUCUAUUUUUUUAUAAGAAACAAAUAAUAAAGUUGUAAUAUUUGGAAAAAAUAGGUUGGGGGGGAGGUAAUAUGGAAUAAAGUUAAAAUAUUACAUAAAGAGUCAUAAUUCAGAGGAAAAAAAUGACAAGAGGAAAGUUGAAAUAGUUGACAUUUUAAAAAAAUAGCUGUAAUUUCACUAAAAUAAAAUGAAUAUUAUAUGAUAAAGUUGUAAUGAAAUGAGAAAAAUGGCCGCUAUAUUAUAAGAAUAAAAUGGUAAUAUAAUGUCCCAACAUUUUAGUAGCAUUCCACCAAUAUCACAAAGCUAAGAUACAAAUGCAAAUUUUGUUAAUAAAUGCAACUUCUUAGCAUAUCUACAUGUGUUGCUUUAUAAAAAAAAUUAAAGUGGGAAAGCACAUGCUUUUAUUUUUCACGAUCUGGACCUGGCUGGAAAAAUAUUUGGACAGCCCUGAGUGCAAGUUUCAUUUGAGCAAAGCUCCCCAUAGAGUCCUGCUCUCCACCGUACGCCAUUCUUCUCUUCCCUCCUCUUAGUGCCCGCCCUUUCCUGCCAGCCUCUCCGUGGAGGAUGUGCGGUGGAGUGUGAGAGGAAAGCUGUCAGUAGAAUGGAUAUGUGCUUGCUUUCUUCUCGUCCUGCUCUCUUGUCUUCACUCUUCUGUUUGCGUCGCAUCCCGGGCCAACUCUGGGAAAAGAAGACUCAAGACAGGCGGCCGGAAUGUCAUCAGAGGAUCACAGGAACGGUGAUGGCAAGGCAGAAGACGACGCAAUGCUAACAACGGAGGUGUGGCCAGAGGCAGAGCGGGCCGAGUCUCUGGCCCGCGGUGCGGCCUUGAAGUGGGCUUCAGGGGUUUUCUGUCGACCGGAAUAUUUGGAGCAACUGGGCCAGUACAGGAAGAGAGAGAGUCAGAGGACCACCUCCAUACACACCAGACUCAAGUCCAUGGUCCAGUCCUAUUUGGAGGAGGUGGGCUGGUGCAUGGAGCAGCUCCACGAGGCCCAGGAUGAGUUGAGGGAAGUAUCCCAGGCUUUAAAGAAGGCCAGACUGGAGUACAACCGAAACCAAGAUGGGGUGAAAAAUCUGGAGAGGCUGAGAGAAGUGUCAGUGAACCACGGUCAGCUCCUUGCUGCUGUCAGCAACCUGCCCAGACUUUACUCAGUGCGCAGCAUGGUUGUGGAAACCGAGGGUCUGGUGGAGUCCCAGCGCCUGCUGGAGGCCCACGCCCGUCUCAUGGACCUGGAACGCUGGCAGGAUGACAUCCUCUGGCAGAUCAAUGGAACGGCCGGGAUGGCAGGAAGAGAGCUCAGCUCUGAUGACCAGGAGUUGGUGACCAAAUACUUCUCUGAUGUCAGCAAGCUGGGCGAGACUUUAGGGAAGGAGCUGUGGGCGGUGGUGAGCAGCGCCCUGGCUGUGGCUCGCCAAAACCCUACGCCGUUUGUAUCAGCGGUGAGAAUUGUAGAACGCGAAGAGGCCACGGACGCGGCUCUGCUGGAGCGAGUUUUGUCCAGACCCCUGCCCCCAGGACGACCCCGUUGCUGGAGAGCACGCUUCUUCCAGGUGCUAGAAGAAGCCGUGUCCUCACGCUUUCGUAGUGUCUCCUACUUUCACACGCGGGGUCCGGGUUUGGCCGGACACCUUUCUUCGCUGCAGCACGCUAUCAUGACGGAUCUGGCUACGGUACGCCACCUGCUGGAGCACUGUGUCCCUCCGCAUUACCGCCUAACCAGAGCCUACUUGAGGGCCAGCCACCAUUGUUUACAUGCUCACCUGACACAGAUCAGCAGCUGGGACCUGGAGAGUGGUGAGAUCUUUGCUGUGCUCAACUGGGUACUACACGUCUACAACAGCCCUGAGAUGAUGGGUCAACCAGAUCUUCUGCACGAGUUGAAGGAUGGAGACAUGGGACCUCUGAUCUCCGCUGAGGGACUGGAGCAACUUCAGAACAAAUACGUGCAGAGUGUCCGGAAAAGCGUAUCCGAGUGGAUGCAGAAGGCUCUACAGGUGGAGCUGCAAGACUGGCAAAGGGACCAGGAGCCUGAUACGGACCAUGAGGGUUUCUACCAAACCAGCCUCCCAACCAUCAUCAUUCAGAUGCUGGAGGAAAACGCCCGUGUGGCUUUAAUCAUUGGACAAUCCCUCAGAGACCAGACCAUACAAAUGGGCUUGUAUGAGAUGGAGAACCUCCUCAACAGGUUUCGAGAAGCUCUGGUGGAAUUUGGAAAGAAGCAUUGCAGCGAUCCGAGCAACAGUAAAAACAAUUUCUACCUCCACUACCUCCUGGCCUCCAUCAGCAAUUGCAUCAUCCUCAAAAAGUCCACAGAAAGCCUGCAGCAGCAGCAGUCCUCCCAAGAAAUGGGUCAGUUCUCUCGGACUCCUUCCAACCCGCUGGCGGCUCUGGACCGGGCGGUGAGGCGAGCUUGUCGAAUGGUGAUGGAUCAGCUCCUGCUGGACCUGAAACCUUUCCUCACAGGCCUGGUGACGCGACCCUGGUUGGUCCAGGGAGAUCCCACUCCUAAACUCUGCCGCAUCCUGGAGCGUCAUCUGGACCUGUACAGCCACGUCCAAGCACCCUGCAGACAGCGUCUUGAGGAGGAGGCCCAGUGGUUGAUGGUGGUGGAAUACGUCAAAGCACUGAUGCAGAAGAGGCUGCUGUGUCGCAGUGCUGAGGAGCGGAGGAAGUUCGCUCAGCAGAUGGUGAAGGACGACCAACAGUUCAGACACAUUUUCCAUGGCCUGGAAAGUGACAGCUUCGUACCCGAAGUGAACCCUUUGGCUCUUCUCCCAGUCUUGGCUGACUUCAUCCGCCUCAAAGACCCCAGCAUGCUCCCUCUAGUGGCGGCAGGACUUGCAGCACAAUACCCCGACAUCAGUGAGGAGCAUGUGUCUGUGCUGCUGGACAUACGCGGCGACAUCUCCAGGGACAUCAGAGGCUCAGUGCUGGACCUGCUGGAGCAGAGUGCCCCCCCUCUGCCAGCUGGAUAUCGCCCCAUCUUCACAGACAUACUGGUGCCUCCUUCGGCCAUGGCCUUCUGCUUGCCCACUGCCAAGUGUGCAUGAAAUCCAGUCCUAAAGAUGGAACAAAAUAUUGACUUAGAUAUUAAUAUGUCUCAGGGGUUUGUGCAUAUUAUACAUUUUUUUCUAUAAAUGGAUAAAAAUAAAAAUACAAAAUGGUGAGCAGAAAAAUUUAAUGUUGAUUUUAAUUCCACAAAGGUGGUAUUUUUCUGUAAAUAUAUAUAAGU
This is a messenger RNA of Doryrhamphus excisus (bluestripe pipefish), 10705 nucleotides long. It is a transcript of the gene exoc3l1, whose product is annotated as exocyst complex component 3-like 1. Gene Ontology annotation, cellular component: exocyst. The record is from RefSeq and is a predicted model, not a curated record. Gene Ontology annotation, biological process: exocytosis; exocyst localization. Gene Ontology annotation, molecular function: SNARE binding. NCBI's taxonomy places the organism in Eukaryota, Metazoa, Chordata, Actinopteri, Syngnathiformes, Syngnathidae.